AUGGAGGAUGGUGCCGAUGCCAAGAAGAUCGACGUGAUUGAGUCAGCCGGCAUGAAGGAUGAUGGCGAUUCGGACCAGAAGAAGGGAAUCGCCGGGGCAUCCAACCAGGAUGGUGGUUCCAAUCAGAAGAACGACACGGCUGGGGCUAUGGCAUCCACGCAGGAUGGUGGUUCCAAUCAGAAGAACGACACGGCUGGGGCUAUGGCAUCCACGCAGAAUGGUGGUUCCGAUCAGAAGAACGACACGGCUGGGGCUAUGGCAUCCACGCAGGAUGGUGGUUCCAAGCAGAAGAACGACACGGCUGGGGCUGGUGCAUCCACGCAGGAUGGUGGUUCCGAGCAGAAGGACGACACGGCUGGGGCUAUGGCAUCCACGCAGGCCCCGAUCGCCACGGAGCAGAAGGCCCAGCAGAAGCCGCCUGGAAAGCCCAAGGAGGACUUGACACCGAGCUUCGAUAGGGCAGUCAAGAUGUAUGCUGCCGAACACAACAUGGCCAUCGACCAGGUCACACUACAGAUGGUGAAAUCCUCCGAGUUGGGGCUGCGUCAUUAUGCCUGCACUGGCCUGGACACCUCCGCGAGGGGGGCAGCAAGCCAGGCAUUGCACCGGGCCUUGGACAAGGAGCCUCAUGUCAAGCACGACGUGUACAAGUGGUUGUCGGAGGACCUCAAGAAGAAGUUCAGGACCUCGUGGGCGAUCGAGAGAUCCUUCGAGAAGGUCGUCCGGCAGCGGAAGAUAAACUAUAGUGAUUCUGAAGCCAACUUAGGAACGUUAACCGUUAACCGUCAGCAAGAGCUGGGCAGCUGGAAAUCGGAGCUUCAGUUGAGAGUCCACUUCGGAGGGGCUCACGAGCCAGAGGCGAAGCGACAGACCGACAACUACGUGGCGAUGUGCCGUCAGUUUGGGGAGAUCUUCUGCGAGUUUAACAAAUGGACGCGGGCAGAAAACUUCCUGCUCGUAGAGCGGCUGUCGAGCUCGACGCAGGAGGAAGAGUGGGAGGAGGUAGCGAGCCAGAUGGACAGCUCGCCAACUUACGAGACGGAGGCAUAUCAGUCGCGAGCACGCAGGAAGUAUGCUGCAGCGAAGGGUGUGCCGUUCGAGACCGUCAUGCUGAAGCAGGUGGAGGAGAGCGACCUCGGCUUGAAGGGCUACGCCGAGAUGAUCAUCACGGUGCCGGGCAUCGAAGUGGUCGAGGACGACAAGGAUGCAAAGGCCACCAACCGCAAGCCGCACAAGCGAAAGGCCCCCAAGGACUUCGAGGAGGCUCCGGACGAGGAUGCCAAGACGACCGAGAAGGACAAGAAGGGCAAGACCGAGAAGGACAAUAAUAAGAAGGAACCCGGCAAACCCAAGGCGAAGGCCAAGGCAAAGCAGGAGGGCUCGGUCAAGGAGGCAGAAACCGCCGCCAGGACGGUGGUGCUGCAGAUCCAACGCGCUUCGCAAACCGUGGAGAGGUUGCAAGCGGCCCUGCAUGGCGAGCAGUGGGCAGCCCCGCUGAUGAAGGAGUUUGACUCCCUGCAGGCGGCCUUGAAGAUGCAGGUCACGCCCACGGACGGGGACGACCUCGGCGAGUUCGUGAGCGAGCUGAAGCUUGCUGUGUUUUCGGGGACCGGUGCCAGCAGCACCAAGACCUUGAAGAAGGACUACAAGGAUCGCUACCUCCCGCUGCUCACCAUGUUCAAAGAUCGAUGCCAAGGUGCUGCCCAGCAGUGA
Symbiodinium sp. CCMP2592 is the source of this 1713-nucleotide messenger RNA. The record is from the annotation of a GenBank genome assembly. NCBI's taxonomy places the organism in Eukaryota, Dinophyceae, Suessiales, Symbiodiniaceae.